AUGGAGAUUCGUGAGGUCAACUUCAAUGCAAGGGUCCUGCGUGGGAAGACCGAUCCACCCAUGGCGACGUACAUCAGCCCACCACGGCCAAAUAAGCAGAAGUUGCCACCGCCCACGCCACCGCAGUCACAAUCUAUUGACACCGAGAAGAAUAUGUACGAUGCAUCUUCGAUGUUCUCUUACGCCACCGCGGCCGACUCCCUGCGUAUGAUGAAAAUAGAUGGGAGGAAUUACGCACAAUGUCCCUGUGCAACAUGCACGCAGUACCGUGUCUACUACGCGAUGAGGAUGGCAGGAAAUCCCGAAUUGCAGUUCGAUAACUCAUACGCGGCAUCCACAAUGUGCGUCCCAACUAUGUACAGUCGAAAAGCAUCACAAUUACCACCACCACCACCACAACAACAACAGCAGCCAUCUACAGUGUCCACUAUGCCGCGUCGGGAUGUGGCGCCUGUAUUAACCAUAGGGACUCAGCGACCGACGGCGCGGCCUGCGCCCCACGCUUGCGUCUUUAACCAGUCAAUACCACAGCAACAACAACAACAACAACAACAAGAACAAGAACAAACUUUAAAACAACACUCUGAGGCUGCAGUUUCUGGGCUCACAACACAUGGUGCAAUUUUCCCUCUUGAUACCGCCGAGGAGUUUGAGCACAAGUGCAUGGGUCGAGUGGUGGAGCUUGCGUGCGCUGUCGAAGGUCGUUCUAUGCUACUGGCCGCCAUGCGCUCACAGGAUGCGAUGGUGAUCAGUACAAUGGUGAAUGAGAUCAUUGCCGAUGUGGAGACGGUGGCGCUUGAUAAUCAUGGUUGUCACGUUCUUCGUGCAUUGAUGGACUAUAUGGACGCUGAAAAAACUGCCCUACUGGUCUCUUCGUUUAACGAGACGUUGGUGCUGAAUCUGUGCACUGUGUCGCAGUACACGCGACGUAUUUUGCAGGCUCUUUUUGAGAAGCCAUUGAUUGAUCUACAGCCCAUUGUCAACGUACUGGCGUCCAAUGCACAGUACCUCGCGGCCACACAGCAGGGAUGCAUCUCGCUAAUGCGUGUUUUUGAGCUAUGCAAUGCGGAGCAGAAGGCGCAGUUGAUGGCCCCUUUGGUGCCUCUCUUCACUCACAUCUCGCUUGAUCCCUUUGGCAACUAUGUCGUACAGUGUGCCAUUGAGCGUAGUGAGAAGACAGUGGCAGCGCAGUACACGGUCUCCUGCUUUGCUGGCGAACUUUUAAACAUGAGUUGUAACAAGUACGCGAGCAACGCUGUUGAAAAGAUUAUUAAGGUCUGCGGUGAUGUGCCCGCAGUGCGACGUCUGCUGAUGGACGAGUUGAUUUUCAACCCCGCCGCCUUGUUGCAGAUGGUGCAGGACAGCUUUGGGAAUUUUGUUGUGCAGUCUAUCAUUGAGCACACGGAUAGCCCUACUGAACUGAAGCGCAUCUGCGACCGCCUGCGCCCCGCACUGCCAAGCAGCCCGUACGCGGCGAGGAUUGAGGCGAAAAUUCGCGCCAAAGCCCCUACCUCGCAGCUGCUGCAACAGCACCACCAACGCCGGCAGCAGACGCCACGCCAGAGCCAAACACGCCGGCCACGUCAAGAGUCGCAGCAGCGACGCUGA
Molecule: messenger RNA, 1608 nt
Organism: Trypanosoma cruzi
Lineage: Eukaryota; Euglenozoa; Kinetoplastea; Trypanosomatida; Trypanosomatidae
Product: pumilio/PUF RNA binding protein 9, putative
Exons: 1
Coding region: 1-1608 (535 amino acids)
Biological process (GO): post-transcriptional regulation of gene expression
Cellular component (GO): cytoplasm
Molecular function (GO): mRNA binding
Source: RefSeq, a predicted model, not a curated record